AUGAAGCUCCUCUCCCUCAGCCUGGUCAGCCUGGCGCUGAGCCUGCUCUCCAGCACGCUCGCCCACCCCACCAUUCCUUCCGUGCUUACAGCGGAAGAAAUCGACCGCAUCAGCAUGCUCUCCCACUCCGAAAAGGUCGAGUUCGCCUCGCAGAUCCUCGCACUUCGAACCGCCUAUGAGUCGCACAAACAGCAGCUCGCCCGUCGAGCUAGUCCCUCGGGCUCCUUUUCACCGGCCAACAUGCCCUGUCCCAACCGCACCGCGGAGCAAACUGUCGGCUUCAUCCGCCCCGCUGGCACGAAGCAGCUGUCUACCGGCGAGAGCGAGUAUAUAUCUCGCCGACGGAGCGGGACUCAGUCCGACUGGGCGACAUGGCUGCGCGACUCUGCGAAGCUCGACAGCGCGCUGCCGGGAGGGGUGUCGAACUACACCAGUGACACGUCGCGCUUGCCGCGCCUCGGAUUCGCGCUGAGCGGCGGCGGCUUGCGCGCUAUGCUGGUCGGCACCGGAACGCUUCAGGGCUUUGACGGGCGAAACGCUACCGCCAACACCCGCGGAACAGGUGGACUGCUGCAGUUGGCCGAAUACGUCGCUGGUCUCUCCGGUGGAUCGUGGGCCACAGCCUCGCUCGCCAUGAACGACUGGCCAACCACCCAAUCGCUCAAAGAUACCGUCUGGAACCUCCGUUCAAACCUCGUCGUCCCCGCCGACGGCAAGGUCGGCUUCUACGCCAGCAUCGUCGCCGCCGUCGCCGGAAAGAGGCAUGAGGGCUACCAAACGAGCUUGACCGACUACUUCGGCUUGAGCAUCGCCGACAAGAUCCUCAAUGGCAGUCGAAUCGGCAACAAGUUUUCCAUCGAAUGGUCGGAUGUGCGCAACACGUCGAGUUUUACCGAUGCCAGCAUGCCGUAUCCGAUCAUCAUUGCGGAUGAGCGCGAGCCAGGCGAGUUGAUCAUUCCGAGGAAUACCACCAUUUGGGAGUUCAAUCCGUACGAGUUUGGGACGUGGAAUCCGAACGUCUCUGCGUUCAUCCCCAUCGACAUCCUCGGUUCCUCGCUCAACAAUGGCACCAGCGUGCUUCCCAACGGAGAGUGCGUGGGGGGUUACGAGACGGUUGCCUGGGUCACGGGUACCAGUGCCACCCUCUUCUCCGGUCUCUACCUCUCCCUUCUCACCACUUCGUCCGAUAGCAUCAUCGUCUCUGCGCUGCGACAGAUCGCACAAGCCGUGUCGGACGAUCAGAACGAUGUCUCUUCCGUUCCCAACCCCUUUUUCGGCUACACUUCCGAAAUCUCCGAUCUGCGCAACAUUACGCUUGUCGAUGGCGGGUUGGACAACGAGAACAUUCCGCUGUGGACGCUUGUCGAGCCCGCCCGUGGGUUGGAUGCCAUCAUCGCCAUCGACUCGUCCGCCGACGUCUCGAGUUGGCCCAAUGCCAGUGCGAUCUAUCAGACCUCGCUUCGCGCGACCGACCCGGCGUAUGCGCAGUACGCCUUUCCCAAAAUCCCCGAUACCAACACGGUCAUCAAUAGGGGGUUGAACACUCGACCGGUGUUUUACGGGUGCAAUGCUUCCGAGGCCACCAAUGCAGGUAGCAGCUUUAAUGGGACCAAGACGCCACUCAUCGUGUAUCUGCCCAGCUACCCCUACAGCUAUCUGGCGAACACGUCGACGUUUAAGCUCGAUUACUCCUCCGCCCAGGCCCAAGGGGUCAUUGAUAACAGUGUGGAUGUUGCCUCUCUCGGUGGAGCCGAUAGCACCUGGCCGACGUGUCUUGGGUGUGCGUUGUUGCAGCGCGGGUUCGAACGGAGUGCAACGACGGUGCCAGAGGUGUGCACGCAGUGUUUGGAAAAAUGGUGCUGGGACGGCGUGACCAACACGACCCAGCCGAGCUGGAGUUAUUCGCCAGCGAUCGGCGUGCCCGAGUUUGUGAGGAGCAACGGAACGGUGCAGCGCGAGCCGGCGUACACGGGUGGGAAUGGAACCAACGGUGGAACGGGAGAUGCCAAUACGAGUAGCGAUAUGGCUAGCACGAAUGGCGCGGUGAAUGGAGCAAGGCGUGCAACAGGGUUGCUGGGAUUGGUCGCACUGGUCGCUGUCGGUUUGACCGUCUGA
Messenger RNA from Kalmanozyma brasiliensis GHG001, 2115 nucleotides. Its product is annotated as Lysophospholipase, catalytic domain protein. The coding region runs from base 1 to 2115 and encodes 704 amino acids. The transcript has a single exon. Gene Ontology annotation, molecular function: A2-type glycerophospholipase activity. Gene Ontology annotation, biological process: glycerophospholipid catabolic process. Gene Ontology annotation, cellular component: cytosol. Lineage: Eukaryota; Fungi; Basidiomycota; Ustilaginomycetes; Ustilaginales. The record is from RefSeq and is a predicted model, not a curated record.